AUGUCUCGCUUGGCCCGAUUUUGGGAUUCAUUGGAAAAUGAUAAUUUUUUCGAUAUAGUUGCGUGUCCACCAAAACAUUCUCUCACCAAAUAUAAUCAACAAUGGCUUUCGAGUUUACAAUUUUCACGGGACGAUGAAUUAUCGACAAUUUUGUAUGCAAAACCAUUAUAUGGAAUUGAUAAACUUCGACAUUAUUAUGGAGAUGAAAAAAUGAAAGAUGAUGGAAAAGAUAAUUAUUAUUCUACUAAAAAGAUAUCAAUUGGAAAUAAUACAAAGUUAGUUAUCUCUUUUGAACAAUAAACUCACAUUUGAGAACAUUUAAAAAUUGUACCGAAAUUUUUGUGAAAUUCUUGAAACAGUGAAUUUUCCGCUUCAGAAAAUUUGAAUUUCCCUGAAUUUUGAUUAUGAAUGAAACCAAAAUUAUAAAAAAAAACUACAGUAUACCCUACAGUUCAUGUGUAAUUGAAAGUAAAAUUUACAUUCAUUUUCGAAUCUGUCAACUGUAUAAGCAAACAAUAUUGUUUCUUAAUAAUAAGCAAGAGAGCUGCCGCUGUCAAAACAUUCAAGAUUCAAGUAUUGACAUAGUUUUUAGUUUCUUCAAUCGUAUUUUACAAAUAAUAUUUAUUAUUUAUUACCUCAUUUGCAAAUUUAUUUGUUAUUCAAAAGAUCAGAGAUGAUCAAAAAUUCUCAAAAUAAACCUCUGAACGCUUGAAUUUUUUUUUUGAAAACAGGUGACUGUUGAUAAUAAUUAAUGAUAUCUUCAAUCUUUUUCCUCUCACAUUUAUUGUUACUUUUUGUCUAUCAGAAGCUUUCCCUCUUUUUCUUUUUGUUCUUUCCAUUAUUAUCCAAAAUGUAAAUAAAAAAGAAAAAGAAUCCAGUGUCAUUGACACUUCUUGUUUGUUUUAAAAAUUUAUUAUAAUUUCGUGAAUAUAAUAAUGGUGAUGCGGUAAUUUAUACCAGUUCCUAGAUUUUCUGAAAUUCCAAAUUGCAUUUUUCCAGUAAAAAUAAUAUGAUUUCAACUUCACUCGGAAACUUGUCGGCUCCUCCAAAACCUCAGAGAAGAAUUGCAAGGAUGAGAAGUUCCGCUAAUGAUUUCGCAGGUACAUUUUUUUAUUGGAAUUUUUGAAUGAAGAAUUUUUUGUAGCAAGCCUUCCUCAAUUAUUGGAACAUACAACAACUUUAGAUAUGAUUCGGAAUACUUCAGAAAGCAAUUCCACGUUAUGUUCUAAUGGUUAUAGAGAUGGUGAGUAAAUUCAGAAUUUUUUGGAAAAAAUUCUCAUUUUUCGCAAAAAUCUAACCUUCCAUAAAUCAAGCUCUCAAAUAGCCUCAUUUCCCAUUUCCUCCAAUUUUUUCUCUCUAAUCUUAAUUCGUUUUUGUUGCAGAUCCGUCAAUUGAAGAUGCUCGAGUCAGAAAUGUGAGGAGCUUUUCUAAUUGUUUCCACAUGCCUUCUCAAAUAUAAUUUUACAUUUUUCUUCAGAUCAAAUUGCCUGGAUUUCGUGGUGACUUGAAGAAAUCGCUUUCGAAAUAUCAGAGUCAUCCGUCUGUGGUUGUUGUUGCACCAAAUCGUCCGCCACCGUCAUACGAACAAUUUCAAGUUAUGAGAAAGAAUUCGAUAAAAUCUGGAAAUGCUACACCAAUUAAAAGGCAUACUGUAACUGUGAAUGGAGAACAUGUUCAACAAGCACUAACAAGGUUUUUUUGAAAUUUUUGUAGUAUACUGUAGCUUUUAUAAAACAAUAGGUAUUCCAAAAAAAAUAUUUUCAGAAUGGAAUCCAGCAAUGAAAGUACAAAUACAAUUCUUCGAUCACCAAAAAGUAAUCGAUCAGAUAGUAUAACAUCAGUCGAUUCCGGUCAAUGUUCAUCAGAUCAACCAGAAAAACGAUCAUUAUGUUCAUUUCGACAAGAAAGUAAAGACGAAGAUGAAAAUGGAAUGCCAAGUUAUGCAAGAAUGGCAAGCACAAUGGAUCAUGUUCUUCGAACAUCUUCAGCACUUUUCACAUUGUUGUCAACGACUUUAGAUCCAACAAUAUCUCGCGAUAUUUUGGCGAAAUCUUCAGUAUUUUUGCAAUUAUUGGAGACUUCGCCAUGUCAAAAUGUUUUGCCAAAAAAUGAGAUUUCUCAAUUGAAAUUAAAUGUGGCAGAAUUGCAAAAAAAUCGAGAAACUGGUCAAAUUGAUAUGAAUAAUAUGACCAACUUUUUUGCAAUUCUCCUCCGGAAAACCAUCGAAUCAGUGCUUCAAAUAUUCGUAAGAAUAAUCUGUAAAUAUAUGCAAGAUUGUAAUUCGAAAGAUCGAUUAUUGAGUAUUUCUCUCGAACAUCUUAUUCAUAUUUGUCUUUUUGGCGACGAAUUAUGUAUCGAGGCCAUCCAGAAAAAUUGCAUAACAUAUACAAUUCGACUAUUGAAAUGUCCCGGAAAUCCAGAGAACACAAAUCGCUUUUUAUUGCGAACAUUGGCAGUCUUAUGCGGAGUUUCAAAAGGAUCUUUGGCUCUUUUAACGGUAACUAGAAAAGCAGCUAACAUCGAGAACAUUUUUAAAUUUUCAGCAAGGAGGUCUCGAAUUAGUAAUAGAUCGGCUUCUUUCAAAAUCUUCAUCAGUUUGUUCAAUCGAAGCAGCUGGGAUUCUGACUCAAUUAACAAAUCCACAAUCAGCAUUUAUUCGAUUGAAUCAUGUUCAGCCGAUUAUUUCAAGACUACUUGGUAAGACUGAGUUCCAAAUUUUUGGACCACAGAAGAUUUCGAAAAAUCUUUAUCGAAACUUUUUUCCUGGGCGAUCUUUCUGGUUCUAUUGAUCCCUUCUUUGCAGAUUUGAUAGAUCAAUGUACAACUGGCGAUUCGCUUCUUCUUGCAUCGGCCGCUUUGAACAAUGUGACACUUCAACAUCCAAGUGGCGUUGAUAUUAUGUACAAGUAAGUCACGCUUCUAAAUUCCAAUGAUUUAAUUACUUCCAGAAACUCUGCAAUUCGCCGUUUCAUAAACGCUCACAACCGCGAAAAUUGUGCCACAAUAUUCGUUCAAGAACAAAUCGUCACCGCAUUUUCUCGACUAGCAUCGCGUCAUUACGAAAGACAACUUGUUGAGCAAAAAGCAGUUCCAGUUCUUCUCGAAUUCCUUUCUCUAACACAUCCAAUUCAUGCGGAUUACUGUAGACGGAUACGGUAUAAGGCAGCGGUUUGUAUUGGAACUUUGGCGAACAGUGAAAUUGGAUUAAAAUCAUUGUAUGAUAACAAUGGUGAGUAUUUAUGGAUUUUUGUAAAUAUUUGACGAGAAAGUUUUUAGCCUAUGCAAUUCUGAGUAAUGUUCUUUACGAUGACAACAAUGUUAGUAAUCCUUUCAAUAUGAUUUGUAAUAAUAUUCGGAAUCGUUUGGAAUCAAAAUAUCAAUCAGAAAGUGCUGUAUAA
This is a messenger RNA of Caenorhabditis angaria, 3398 nucleotides long. Lineage: Eukaryota; Metazoa; Nematoda; Chromadorea; Rhabditida; Rhabditidae. The record is from the annotation of a GenBank genome assembly.